AUGUCAGAGCCAUCCACCAAAAAAAGACAGCGGCCGAGACCCUGCGAUGCAUGCGCCAUCCGCCGUGUCAAGUGCGAUAUAGAUUCUUGCACCGGGGGUGUCUGCUCGAAUUGCCUCACUCACAAUGUGCCCUGCACUAACCUCCGCGUGAGACACAAAUCCGGUCCAAAGAAGUAUGCAAGAUCAAACAAACACCCAAAGGUUUCUGAUCAGGGAAGCUCUACUCAGUCUACAUUACCUGCUCAUGUGUGUGCGCUCUCUUUGAGACAAAUCAUUACCUAUCUUGAGAUAUAUCAUUCGAUAUUUUAUGAUAUCUGGCCGGUGGUAUCAAUUCAGAAUACAGUUUCAGUUUUGACACGAUCGAGCUCCUUGGAGAAUGUGGAGCAGGUGUUUCAACUAGCGAAUGUAUCGAACGACUUUCGUAUCACCAUCGCCGAGGACAAUGCCCAAGAGUAUGCUCUCUGUUGCGCAUUGUGCGCUACUAUCGCACAGUAUCACAGUUUCGUCGAAUAUACUCCAGGCAAGAGCGAUCUCGACAAUGCUGGCUUAUAUGCUCAAGAGGCAAGGCGGAUCAUUUAUCAGUACAGACUGAAGAGUACGCCAAACAUUGAUCUCCUUCUGACAUCUUUCUUCCUACAUAAAUUCUAUGCUAUUGCGCCUGGCCAACAGCACAGGGGUCUUAUUUAUCUUCGUGAAGCCGUUUCUCUUGCAGAGGUUCUAAAGAUGCACGAGCCCCAGUCACUGUUUCAUUUGUCACCCUUUGAGGCUCAUAGACAGAAAAAGAUCUACUAUCUGCUUGUGGUCACAGAAAGAUACGUCAGCUUCAAAACUAAUUUGCCAGUCCUUCUUGAACCUUCCAUACCCCUUCCUGAAGCAGACUUCGAAAAAUCUUCGAACUCGUUGUACGGAUUCACCACUCUCUGUGCAAUUUUCAGCGCCACAGAUAAGCAAUUCUACGUUGAACUUCAUACUAAAGUGCUCGAGACAGGCCGCACUCACAACAUGUUCCAGAUUCCAGAGACCAACUUGUUUCAAGACUUCACCUUGAACGGAUCCACAGAGUUAAAAAGACUAUGGCUCCUUGAGAUACAACAGAAGCUCCAGAUUAGAAUCGAUGUGGAUCGAAUUGCAACAAGUGCUCAAAAAGUGAAUGUCAUCGUUUCAAAAGCUUGGCUUCAGUCUUUGGCCUGGUUGAUAGCGUCAGCGAACUUUUUGGUUAGCUCUGACGAGAACCCUGCGGUUGAAUACGAAUGCUUUGAUAUCCGCUUUCCUUUGAAAGUCGCAAAUGAGCUCCUCAGCAGUUUACAGAAUCUCCCCGAUCAUGCGUUCAGGUACAAUGGACCCGAUAUAUCAAUGAAGCUACUGGAGAUAGCAGACUCUCUUUAUAUUCUGAUCAAAAGCUAUGUUGACACAGAAACCAAAGUGCUGGCUUACGAACGAAUGGCUGCUGUAUUCGAUAUGGUGCUAAAGUACAAAGCUGGAUUGGAUUUGCCCCGAGUCCUGUUCACAAAAAUAUCUAAACUCCUUGAAACUUGGAGGGUGAAUGGCUUGCAAGAAACAUUUGACGAUUUGUCACCUGGGUUUCCUUCUUAUGAACCUGCAUUAACAGGCUCAGGCUCACUUGUACGCUGCAAUACAAGAGAGGACAGUGCUUUUUUCAGCAAUUUAUUUUCCGGAUCAAGAGCAAAUUUGCAGCCUAGACAGAGUUCCGGUGUCCGACUGGAUGUUUCUUCAUCGUUGUUCGCAUCUUUGGAAAAAGUAUCAUCUGGACAACUCAAUCCACUGACACAGAAUGAGCUCACGACACCCAUGGGCGUAGCUUCGUUUUUUGUCGGACAGCUGGGGCCUAAUACCCCAUUCUACACACCUGGAGCGCCUUAG
Messenger RNA from Ogataea haglerorum, 1881 nucleotides. RefSeq lists its product as uncharacterized. NCBI's taxonomy places the organism in Eukaryota, Fungi, Ascomycota, Pichiomycetes, Pichiales, Pichiaceae. The transcript has a single exon. The coding region runs from base 1 to 1881 and encodes 626 amino acids. Gene Ontology annotation, molecular function: zinc ion binding; DNA-binding transcription factor activity, RNA polymerase II-specific. The record is from RefSeq and is a predicted model, not a curated record. Gene Ontology annotation, biological process: regulation of DNA-templated transcription.